GACAGAAAUGCUUUGUUAGAGAGAGAAUGAGUGUGCAUGUGCCAGCCAGAGAGAAGACACAAGUUCAUUAACCCCCAGCCUUUCACUCAACAAAAGCACAGAUAACAAAAUAAAUGAAAUUACUUUAAACAUCAAAUCAUCUUCGAUCUAUGCCAUAUGAUAGUCCUCUUCCCCAUUUUGACUGAUUGUUGUAUGAAGAAAUGACAUGUUAUGAAGACAUUUUGCCUCUUUUUCAGCUGAUGGUGACAGCUGAUCUGUCACAAUGGAUGGAGAUGACGUUAUGUUUGUUGUAUCCACAUUACACAAAGGACAUCAGAUGGUGCCCAUUUGACAAGUCGUGGGACCAGAACAGAGUUUGACCUGAUUUUAACCUCUGAAGUCCUCAUGAAAUAUUGACACGUGUCCUGCAUGUGGUUGGAAAGAAUGCCCGUUUUUCCUGAUAACACACAUUAGACCAGAGAAGAUCAGAGUCCACUGAGAAACCGAUGGAGGAAAAGGGCUGUUCAACGUAAGAACUAAAUCUGUCAAAAAGGAAAGAGAGAUGACAGGAAAUACCGCAGGUAACUUUGUUUUAUUUCCUUGAAUUUCAUCUGAUUCUUUUGAAUGCAGAGAAAUCUUGAUGAAACCUGUCAAAAUGUUCUGCUGCUCAUUGGUAACUAACUAAUGUAAUACCCCAUUUUGAAGAAUUACAUUUACAUUACAUUUAAGUCAUUUAGCAGACGCUCUUAUCCAGAGCGACUUACAAAUUGGUGCUUUCACCUUAUUAACGAGCUCAGUACAACACUAUUGUUUAGGUUUCUGUUGUUCUUUGUAAAGAAACAAUUUAUAGCUUGAAGAAAAAGUCAUGUUUCUCUCGUGGAAUGUCUUUACUUGACCAGUAGAUACAUGAAAGGCUAUUGACAUGUGCACAUAAGUCCUACAUGGACAUUAUGUAAAGAUCUUAUUCUCUGAUGAACACACCAUGACAACUGUUUGUUUCUGACUGAGACCUCUUAUAGCCAUAGGCAGGGUCAAGCUUUAAAUGACCUCAUCCACUUUGGAGAAGAGGGUGGGUCCAUCUUCCACUGAAUCAGCACGUUUGUAUCAGACAAACGGAGUGAAUAUUUAGCAUAGUUCCCACGAUUCUCCGUGUAGGUCUAAGCUGUUGGCGUGCUGUCAGAAUUUUGCCAAUGGUCUUUUUUGCUCAAGGGAGCGGUACUCCUCAUUUGCGGAGAUAUUUUCUUUUGAUUUGAAGAUUUGUACUUCAAAUGGAAACCUUACAUGCUCUUUAUAAUUUAUACUUAAACCGAUUUGCAUGGCACAUGGAAUGGUCCAAUACUCGGCAGAUCUAAACGUCCAGUUAUGUAAAUGUGAAGUGCUGAGAGUCAUUGAUACGGGCAGUUAAAAGCAGUAAUUGAUUAUGUAUUUAAUAUGGCAAUGAAGAGAUACAGUCAUUUGUAAUAUAACAUAAGUUCUUGAUUUCUACGCACUGUUACAGAGUCCAAAUGAGAAUGAUGAGAAGAAUAGAGUGGUCCCUCUUAAGUGGAAUUUCUCUCCUCCCAACCCCUACCUCCUGUUGAUGACGCUGUGUAUUGAGUGACGGGUUGCCUCUGUCUCCAUACCUGAACAGGCAGCUUGUGUAGAGAUGGAGAAAUCCUCCCACAUGCCAACUGCUCCUAGCCAAGCCCUGGCCACACAUGCCAAAGGGGACCCACGGGACAUAGAGACCUUGUUGUCCUCACAGAGCUGUGCGUCUCUCGAGCCCUUCACACCGUGCAGUCUGGUGCAUGGCACUGGUCAGACUGAAACCCUGCUCAGGUCAAAUACAUGGGAAGAAGAAAUCCAAGUAGCUGAACAUUUUUCACUUUUCUUUCCUUUUUGAGGGGCCUCAACUUCUGUUCAAUCACAAUGAUGUGGUGGGAAAGACGAGGCUGAGCCACACUCAAGUUCUGUUCUCAUCCCUGUGACAUUGUUAUAUCUCUGUCACUGCGAAAACCUCAAUGGUUUAUGUCAAGGUCAUCGUCAGAGCUGAUUGUGACCUGUGACUCCAAGCCCCCUUAGCAAAAGAUCAUUUAAAACCCUUUAGCGUCUUUUGCACAAACAUGCAGAUAUAAUUUAUUGGUUUUCAUGUCACCCUUGCCAUUUGUCAUGGUCCAUUCUAGCAUAGAGUGCAGAAUGCUGUAUAUUCAUGCUUUAGUGCUGUGUCUGGAUUCCUUGGCACCUACACAGAUCAGAACUAUGUGGAGAGGCUUGAGAUGGCUUUUGUUUCCCACAAAGAGAGAGGCCUCUUCAAGGGUCCUGUGCUGUUUCUAGAAAAGAAAGCAUUUAGUUUGCCUGAAGGGUCCUCGGCUGAAUGGCUUUGACCUUUCCCCUUUUUGAAGAUGUCAGUCUGAAUUUUUUAUCUCGCUUGGGUGUACUGUAUCAGAGUGGUCCAGAACAGGAAUAGAAAAUGCUGAUUAGCUACAUAUUGGAAGGAGAAAAUAGUGGGAAGAUGGACAGAGUGCCAACAAGUGUUUAUCGCACAAAAGGAAGUUUGUUUGUCUGCAUGUUUAGAUACCAUAAAAUCACAUUCAACACAGUUCACAAUCAGACAAAACAGACACAGCUUGUUACAAAUACGCCUCUGAUUUGGCUGUAAAUCAAUAUUGUUCAUCCCCUGUAACAGCCUUUGUGAUAAGGUCAUAUGCCAGAGUUUUUUCUUGCAUGUAAAAUUCAUGUAAAAUAGUUUUCAGCAGCCAACAGUAAGGCCCACAUCACUGACAAACUAUAAGCAUGCAAACUAUGUGCAUACUAUGGGCUGGCUGGUGAGUUACAGAGUAUUUUGGUGUAAAUACUAAUAAGCCCAUAAGAAGCGUGUGGAACUGCAAUGGAGAUAAAGCAUUGUUGUUUACACAGCUUUGAGUUGAAUACAAAAUAUGAUGUCUGGCUUCCCUCAUAAUUUCCUCCACAUAGGCAUCAUCAUAUUGAGUCAGUAUACAAGGUUGUGACCACAGACCAUAGACGGGUUAGCUGGCAACAUCACGAAAACUAUGCACGCGCUUCAGUGGGGCAGAAAUGUAAAUGUGUGUGCUGUGAUUCUAGAUGACCAGAAAGCAGGCAACAAUGACAAGAAGUAAGUGACUUGUUUCAGCUAGUUUUAUUUUUGUUCUUUAUACCAUGCCAUGUUUUGACUGAUGUCAUGUCUAUGCUAAUACAUGAGAGAGAGAGAGGCAGAGAGAGAGCGAGAGGCAGAGAGAGAGAAGCAGAGAGAGAGAGAGAGAGAGGCAGAGAGAGAGAGAGAGAGGCAGGGACAGAGAUGUGGUUGGUGAGGGAGGUGUAGGGAGCUCAUUCAUGAGAUGGGUGGGGAGAAUGGCCAUGGCACAGACAGAAGUCUGUCCACUAUGCUCUGUCUCUCCAGAGUCCUGCUGUUCGAUUGACCAAGAAAAUAGAAUUGACUGAUUGUGCGCCAAGGAUUUUAUCCGUUUACUGCACUAACUGGACACUGGAAUUGUGGAGAAACUCAAUGCAUUGGAAAGUCUUGUAGACGAUUGGGAAGAGGGAACCCUGAUGCGAUUUCACUGAUGCGAUUGUACUUAUGAAAGUUUAUAGGUAAGUGCAUCUAGCAGUUCAACAGGAUCUCUGGAGGCCAUUCACUGUAGAGAUGAGGGCGCUGGUCAGAUCAACUCUAUUACUGCUGUUAUGGCAACGGCUGACUGCCAUCGAUGUCCCACUGGAAAUCAGACAGCCCCCCACCAUUAUAAAACAGUCCUCGAAGGAACAUGUCGUGGAUCCUAGAAACAACAUGGUCGUGGAGUGUGAAGCCAAAGGCACCCCCCACCCAAUAUUCUCAUGGAUGCGUAAUGGGAAGUACUUCAACGUGGCAAAGGACCCUCAGGCCUCAAUGAGGAGACGUUCGGGGACGCUGGACAUCUAUGCCUGGACUGACCCAGGGGCCUAUGAGGGGGAGUACCAGUGUGUUGCCACCAACGAGUAUGGCACUGCAUACUCAAACAAGAUCCACCUACACAUCUCUAAGGCCACUCUGUGGCCCAGAGAGGUGUUGGAGCCAGUAACAGUAAGUGUUGGUCUCCCUCUGGUCCUGGACUGUAGCCCUCCUCCAGGCCCUCCCAAACCUGAGAUCUACUGGAUGAGCAAGUGUUCAUCUGGUAGACCUUUCAACUGGCCUCACCAGCCCCACCCCCCAGUCAUGCUGCCUAUCAAACAGGACCAUAGAGUGUCUAUGGGGGUGAAUGGAGAUCUCUACUUCUCUCAUGUCUAUGUCAAUGACUCUGCCACCGACUACUGCUGCAAUGCACGCUUCCCCUACAAAAACAUUAUCCAGCAGAAGAUGCCUACUACCGUCAGAGUCCUUACAACUCGCAUGGUGUCUGAGGCCGCUCCCACCUUCUUGUCUCCGGCCGGAAGGUCCAGCUCCCAGACUGUCCUGCAGGGGGAGGAGCUGCUCCUCGAGUGCAUCGCUGCUGGAGUUCCAACCCCUGUCAUCACAUGGACCAAAGAUGGAGAUGAACUGGACACAACCAACAUUAAGGUGAAGAACUACAACAAGUUGUUGCAGAUCCCCAAGGCCUCGUUUGAGGACGCUGGUGAAUACACCUGCACAGCUACUAACAAGAUGGGUUACCUGGAACACACCAUCGCUGUCCAGAUCAAAGAUUUGUCUCUAGCACCCUCUGCUCCAAGAUUCUUCAGAAUCCAGCAGAGACAUUUGGACACUAUCUGGGUGGACUGGGACACUCCUGCAGAGCCCAAUGGCAUCAUCACUGGAUACAUACUGAAAUAUCAGACAGUGAACACAACCCGGGAGGAGGAACUGCGUGUUGAGGAAUUUCCCGCAAACACCACCAGUUUUGCUGUGCGCCGAUAUGAUCGCUACACCCGCUAUAGAUUCGCCAUAGCAGCACAGACUAGAAUUGGGGUAGGAGAGUGGUACACAGAGGAAUCACCCCAUUAUACAACUGAAGCUAAUGCACGGGAGCAGGUGGACCUCUCCACUCAGGGCUGGGUCAUUGGUGUGAUGUGUGCUGCGGCCCUCUUCGUGCUCAUCCUGCUGGUCGUCUGCUUUAUCAAGAGGAGCCGAGGGGGGAAAUACCCAGUACGGGACAAGAAAGAAGUGACAUUGGAGCCAGUGGAUGAUAACGAUCAGGAGGGAUCAUUUGACUAUCGGUAGGCAAUAUAAAAGAACUGGCUGAAAAUCAACUGAGAACCUUGAGUUGAGAUAAGUAUCAAUAUUUGUGUAGGUCAAAGUCAAUCACGUACAUCAUGUAUAAUCAUUUUGUGAGGUAGUGCUGAUCGUGUCAGUUUCCCUUCAAGCCAACUAUGGUAUCUAAAACCUUCCACAUGAACAGCAAUCUACAGUCAUAUGAAAAUAUAUUCGGGUCUUUCUAUAAAUAAAUGGGCCAAUGUGUGACAUCAGGGUCAACAUUUCAAAAUAGUUUGAUAUACAUUUAAACGUGAUUUUCUUGCACCUUCACAUGUAUAAUUACAGGAAUAAGAGUCUAGAUGGGCACAAUGAGACCAUAACUCCUAGCAACAAUAAAACAUCUACAUGUCAUUCAAAAUGUCACAUGAAACAUGGACACUGCAUGUUUCUUUGUCAUGCCUAGUAGCCAGGUCUGUUUGUGCUUUAGUCAGGUCUGUUUGUGCUUUAGUCAACUUCUCUAUCAUUUAAAGCCAUGCUAAACAUUCCAGAAAAUUUAAAAGAUAAACAGCAUUUCUAUAUUUUUUUAACAAUAAUGUAAUAUGUGUUUUGUCAGCAAAAUCAUUGACAAUAAUAAUAACCAAUAAUCAUAAAAAGUAUUGGUGAAAUCAUUACAAGUUUUAAGCUGUGUGUGUGUGUGUGUGUGUACACAAAUUUAACCUCGUUAGUCCCCAAGAGGUCAAAUGCUAUUUCUAUGGGGUUUAGGGUUAAGGUUAGAAUUAGUGUCAGGGUUAGAAUUACAUAAAGGGUUAGGAGCUAGGUUUAGGGUUAGGUUUUUGGAUUAAGGUUAGGGUUAGGUUCAGGGUUAGGUUUUUGGGAUAAGGUUAGGGUUAGGUUUAGGGGUUAGGGAAUAUUGUGUCCUUCCACAAGGUUAGCUGUACAAGACAGUGGGUGUGGGUGAAAACUAGACAUCACAUUCUUGCUUCCUCUGCCCUUGUUUCCUCCACUCCUUGCCUCUCCUUGAAAGUACAUUGGAGGAAACGGGGAGAAUCUCGAUUGCAUUUCCUUCAUUCCUCAUGUCCUCUCUCCCCGCCUCCUUAAAACCCAUUAGAUAAGAAGGUGAGAGAGGUGGGAACUCUGACGUUCUUGUCCAAUGGGUUUUGAGAAGAAGCUGAGGAGAGAGGAUGCAACAAAUCAAGGAAAUGUAAUUGAGAUUCUCCCAAGGAUAGAGGAAGCAAGCAUUUGACAGUUAUUACAUUUUUUUGAUAGUGCCAGACUGAGUGAGCUACCAUAAUACCCAAGGCCUGUCCAGAAAUAACCCCUAACCCCUACUGCCCAGAGUCUAGACACAUGUGGAGAUCUGAGAGGGAUGGAUGGAGACAUGGUGAGAGCACCACCUUACCCUCUGAUAGGCUUGGAGGAAUUUUGACGGUAUUGGGUACACCUGUCCAAUCCUCUCAGAUCUCCACAAGUGUCUAGGGCUAGAGGCUAGGGGUAGUUUCUGGACAGGACG
Messenger RNA from Oncorhynchus nerka (sockeye salmon), 6629 nucleotides. Its product is annotated as neurofascin-like. The transcript has 12 exons. Bases 3620 to 5146 code for a protein of 508 amino acids. The record is from RefSeq and is a predicted model, not a curated record. NCBI's taxonomy places the organism in Eukaryota, Metazoa, Chordata, Actinopteri, Salmoniformes, Salmonidae. Gene Ontology annotation, molecular function: cell-cell adhesion mediator activity. Gene Ontology annotation, biological process: cell-cell adhesion; axon guidance; brain development. Gene Ontology annotation, cellular component: axon; plasma membrane.